AUGAGUGGAAUGAAGGCCACGUAUAAAUUCCACGGCGAGGUGGUCCACUCGUUCGAGAGCUAUCCGGACGCCACGGAAGCAUCGAACGGGUAUGCACUGGUGACAGGAGAAGAGAAGUCGAACCAUUCGUACUCGGGUACGAUGGAUGGCGGCAAUGCCAUGCCAGAACUCAAGUCGACGGGUCCUUAUGCUGCUCUUGUCAUUUCUAUCAAGCGAGCGAAGCAGGAUAGCGAACUGUUUUUCAAGGACCGCGUAGAGGGUCCCGUGCCAGCUAAACUGUACAAUCAAUAA
Molecule: messenger RNA, 291 nt
Organism: Peronospora matthiolae
Lineage: Eukaryota; Oomycota; Peronosporomycetes; Peronosporales; Peronosporaceae
Source: the annotation of a GenBank genome assembly